Molecule: messenger RNA, 1269 nt
Organism: Rhizophagus irregularis DAOM 181602=DAOM 197198
Lineage: Eukaryota; Fungi; Glomeromycota; Glomeromycetes; Glomerales; Glomeraceae
Source: RefSeq, a predicted model, not a curated record
AUGUCCCAGAAAAAUGAGAGAAGAGAUAAAAAUGUUCAUGAUAUUCGCGUAGUGGGAUUUUCUUAUCGUCAUACUGCUUCUGCUAACCAAGAAGUUUGUACUAACACCGAAUGGAGUGGAUAUUCUAGUCGUUUUAAAACAAAUACAGUUCUUCAAUAUGAUGAUAAUUUUGAAAAAGUGACAGAAUGGGGAAAACUAGCAUUUGCUAAAAAAGCUGAAAGAAAAAAUAUGGAUAAAGAUGAACCUAAAUCUGUUGGAUUAUUUAAAUUACAUUUAGGAAGUUUUGGAAAAUUAGAUGAUGAUUUAAAACCGAAAAUUCCGGUAGACUAUAAAAAAGCUAUUGCCGAUUAUCUAAGAGAAAUGGGAAAGUUAAUAAAAACUAAAAUAAGUGAACAUUGGCCAGAUGUGAAUUUUUAUGAAAAUGUUCUUCUAAUAAUUAGUGUUCCCGCAGAUUAUUCAAAGAAAGAAUUGGCGAUAAUGAGAGAAUGUUCACUUGAAGCUGAAUUAAUUCGUAAAGAAAAUAUUGAAUAUUUACAAUUCACUACGGAACCCGAAGCUGCAGCAAUUUAUUGUAUGAAAAAAUGUCUAAAUGAACAUUCUCUGGCUUCAACAGGAACAACUUUUAUGAUCGUUGACUGUGGAGGUGGCACAGUAGAUUUGACAACACGUAAACUUGUGGGUGAAGAUCAAUUAAGCGAAGUUACAGAGAGAAUCGGUGAUUAUUGUGGAAGCUCAUUUAUCGACGAAGCAUUCCUCAAACAUUUGGGUAGUAUAGUGGGAAAUUCAACAAUUGACAAACUACGAGAUAAGAAGAGUAAAUCAUUACAAUAUAUGGUUCACCAUUUUUGUCGAAGAGCUAAAUUUCGAUUCACUGGUAAAGACACAGAUUUUCAAUAUGAUUUAGAUGUUAAGGAGGUCAUUAGAGUUCUUAAAAAAAUUGUUAAUAACGAAACUAAAAAACUGAUGGAAGACAAUAAUUGGUUGAUUGAAAUUGAUUUCGAAACAAUAAAAUCGAUGUUUGAUCCUCUCGUAAAUAGAAUCCUUAAAAUGAUAGAAAUUCAACUUGAAAAUUGUCGAGAUGAAUGUUCAAUUAUGUUUCUGGUUGGAGGAUUUGGUCAAUCAGAAUAUUUGAGAAAUAGAAUUGAAGAAAAAUUCAAGGAUCAAGUAAAGACAAUUGUCGUUUCUAAAGAACCUAUUGCAGCAGUUGUUCGUGGAGCAACAUUAUAUGGAUUAAGUUUAAGUGAUAAAAUGAAAAAAUAUGAAAAUUAA